Molecule: messenger RNA, 2025 nt
Organism: Brachypodium distachyon (stiff brome)
Lineage: Eukaryota; Viridiplantae; Streptophyta; Magnoliopsida; Poales; Poaceae
Product: diacylglycerol O-acyltransferase 1-2
Exons: 16
Coding region: 188-1663 (491 amino acids)
Biological process (GO): triglyceride biosynthetic process
Cellular component (GO): chloroplast envelope; endoplasmic reticulum membrane
Molecular function (GO): diacylglycerol O-acyltransferase activity
Source: RefSeq, a predicted model, not a curated record
GCUCGGCGAAGCUGGAGACGCCUGGCGGAGCCGUCUCGCCACGUGUCCGGCGGAAAAGCCCUCCAUCUCCGCCCGCGCCUCCGUGCGUCAGCAUCGGCCCGCAGCCACCGCCGCAUCAAAACCCAGUUACCCAGCACCUCCUUUUCCCUCCCUCUUCUCCACCGCCCCAAACCCAGAACCUUCCUCCAUGGCCCCGCCUCCUCCCUCCAUGGCUGCGGCCCACGAUCGCUCUCACGCCGACGCGGACGACCCUUCCCUCCGCCUCCGCCGCGCCCCUGCCGCCGAAGCGGGCGCCGCCGGCGACUCCUCGGGUAGUCGGCGGGAGAACGGCGUCCCCGGAGAGGCGCGCUCGCCGCCGAACCCACAGCAGCAGCAGCACGAGAUGUUCUGCUAUCGCGCGUCGGCGCCCGCCCACCGCCGGGUCAAGGAGAGCCCCCUCAGCUCCGACGCCAUCUUCCAACAGAGCCAUGCUGGUCUUCUGAAUCUAUGCAUUGUUGUGCUGAUUGCAGUAAACAGCAGGCUCAUCAUUGAGAACUUAAUGAAGUAUGGCCUAUUAAUAAGAGCUGGAUUUUGGUUUAGUGCAAGAUCACUGGGAGAUUGGCCACUUCUGAUGUGCUGCCUCACUUUACCAAUUUUCCCGCUUGCUGCACUCAUGGACGAGAAGUUAUCUCAAAGAAAGCUCAUUGAUGAAAAUGUGUCUAUUCUUAUCCAUAUCAUUAUUACAACAUCUGUCAUCGUCUAUCCAGUUGUUGUGAUACUCAAGUGUGAAUCAGCAGUAUUAUCUGGAUUUGUAUUAAUGUUCAUUGCAAGUAUUACUUGGUUGAAGCUUGUAUCAUUUGCUCAUACAAAUUAUGAUAUAAGGGUAUUGUCCAAAAGUAUUGAAAAGGGUGCUUCACAUGGCAGUUCAAUCGAUGAGGACAACAUUAAAGGUCCGACCAUUAAAAGUCUAGUGUACUUCAUGUUGGCCCCAACACUUUGUUACCAGCCAAGUUAUCCCCGGACAUCAUUCAUUAGGAAAGGCUGGGUGAUCCGACAACUUAUAAAGUGCCUGGUUUUUACAGGCUUGAUGGGUUUCAUAAUUGAGCAGUACAUAAACCCAAUUGUCCAGAAUUCGAAGCAUCCACUGAAAGGAAAUUUCUUGGAUGCUAUUGAGAGAGUGUUGAAACUCUCAGUGCCAACAUUAUAUGUAUGGCUUUGUAUGUUCUAUUGUUUUUUCCAUCUGUGGUUGAAUAUUCUUGCUGAACUCCUCUGUUUUGGUGAUCGUGAAUUUUACAAGGACUGGUGGAAUGCGAAAACAGUUGAAGAGUACUGGAGAAUGUGGAAUAUGCCUGUUCAUAAGUGGAUCGUUCGACAUAUAUAUUUUCCAUGCAUAAGGAAUGGCUUGUCAAAGGGUGUUGCCAUUCUCAUCUCGUUUCUGGUUUCAGCUGUAUUUCAUGAGCUAUGUAUUGCUGUUCCAUGCCACAUCUUCAAAUUAUGGGCAUUUUCCGGAAUCAUGUUUCAGAUUCCACUGCUAUUCUUGACAAAGUAUCUUCAAGAUAAGUUCAAGAAUACAAUGGUGGGCAACAUGAUCUUUUGGUUCUUCUUCAGCAUACUUGGGCAACCAAUGUGUGUUCUUUUGUACUACCAUGAUGUCAUGAACAGGCAAGCUCGGACAAUUGUAUAGCACUGUUUAAAUUGAACUAUAAUACCGAUCAGCCAAGGCCUCCUUAGCAUUUCACCAUCAGCUGUCAGAGCUUACUAUGUUCCCAAUCCCGCGGUAGUCAGCGAUCUGAAUGUACUACGGAUGUGGUGUUGUAUAUUACGGAUGAUGCCUCGGUGAUGCAAAUCUUCAUGCAGUUCUUCGGCCAUUGUACACUACUUUCAGUCCAGCGUCAGCUGUGCUGUGUACAUGUUGCUAUGUUAGAUGUAAAGUGUACGUGCUAUGUGAUACAACUUAGGUCUGGAUUCCAACUGCGAUCGUAGAAUAGCAAUAUGGGCUUAACCUGAAUUUGGCAGCAAAUAAAUCGGAAAUGAUUUGGUGCUUGA